Messenger RNA from Zea mays, 3093 nucleotides. Its product is annotated as transcription factor MYC2. Gene Ontology annotation, molecular function: transcription cis-regulatory region binding; DNA-binding transcription factor activity; protein dimerization activity. The record is from RefSeq and is a predicted model, not a curated record. NCBI's taxonomy places the organism in Eukaryota, Viridiplantae, Streptophyta, Magnoliopsida, Poales, Poaceae. Gene Ontology annotation, biological process: regulation of DNA-templated transcription. Gene Ontology annotation, cellular component: nucleus. Bases 501 to 2612 code for a protein of 703 amino acids. The transcript has a single exon.
CUGCACGUGCGUGGAGUAAUAAAAACGUGCAGCAAAUUGCGAUGCUCCAUUCGAGCCAUCUCAGUAGGAGUACAUAUAUUGACGAUUAGGCUAAGGAGGUAUUUAAGAGGUCCGUGACAUGACAUGGUUGCGCUCCUAGCAAGCACCAAGCAGGUGUGUGCGUCAUUUUCACGUGUAAAAAUAGCACGCCCAGCGGACACCAUGGCUACUCACUUCUCGCUGACAAUCGGGUCCACUUUUGAAGGAGGCGGGCUACGAACCCUCCUGAAUUGUAGGUCGGUGCUGUGGCCCCGUGGCGAAGGGAUGUUGUUUCCCUUCCUGUAUUUGUCCUCGCCUCGCCAACCGGACAGGAGGCGGGACAGGCGCCCAGCCUCUGUCACGGGCGUUUUCGCCGCAUAAUCCCACGGGUUCCGCGUUUCAACCCAUUUCCUUCGCCUUUCCCCUUCGCCCUCCAUUCUCCGCCCACCGUUUCCUCGGGUCUGCCACGCUACGCCACGCCCAUGAACCUGUGGACGGACGACAACGCCUCCAUGAUGGAGGCCUUCAUGGCCUCCGCCGACCUCCCCGCCUACCCCUGGGGGGCGCCGGCCGGGGGCGGCAACCCGCCGCCGCCGCAGAUGCCGCCGGCGAUGGCGAUGGCGCCGGGGUUCAACCAGGACACGCUGCAGCAGCGGCUGCAGGCCAUGAUCGAGGGGUCCAGGGAGACCUGGACCUACGCCAUCUUCUGGCAGUCCUCCCUGGACGCCGCCACCGGCGCGUCGCUGCUAGGCUGGGGCGACGGCUACUACAAGGGCUGCGACGACGACAAGCGCAGGCACCGCCCGCCGCUCACGCCCGCCGCGCAGGCCGAGCAGGAGCACCGCAAGCGCGUGCUCCGCGAGCUCAACUCCCUCAUCUCCGGCGGCGCCUCCGCCGCGCCCGCGCCCGCGCCCGACGAGGCCGUCGAGGAGGAGGUCACCGACACCGAGUGGUUCUUCCUCGUCUCCAUGACGCAGUCCUUCCUCAACGGCUCGGGCCUCCCCGGCCAGGCGCUCUUCGCGGGCCACCACACCUGGAUCGCCGCCGGCCUCUCCUCCGCGCCGUGCGACCGCGCGCGCCAGGCCUACAACUUCGGCCUCCGCACCAUGGUCUGCUUCCCCGUCGGCACGGGCGUGCUCGAGCUCGGCUCCACCGACGUCGUGUUCCAGACCGCCGAGACCAUGGCCAAGAUCCGCUCGCUCUUCGGGGGCGGGCCGGGGGGUGGCUCGUGGCCGCCCGUGCAGCCCCAGGCGGCGCCGCAGCAGCAGCACGCCGCCGAAGCCGACCAGGCGGCGGAGACGGACCCAUCCGUGCUGUGGCUCGCCGACGCGCCGGUCGUGGACAUCAAGGAUUCCUACUCGCACCCGUCGGCGGCCGAGAUCUCCGUCUCCAAACCGCCUCCGCCUCCGCCUCCGCCGCAGAUUCACUUCGAGAACGGGAGCACGAGCACGCUCACGGAGAACCCCAGCCCCUCCGUGCACGCGCCGCCAGCCCCGCCGGCGCCACCGCAGCGGCAGCAGCAGAAUCAGGGCCCGUUCCGCCGGGAGCUCAACUUCUCGGAUUUCGCGUCCAAUCCUUCCUUGGCGGCGGCCCCGCCGUUCUUCAAGCCCGAGUCCGGCGAGAUCCUCAGCUUCGGCGUCGACAGCAACGCCCAGAGGAACCCGUCGCCGGCGCCUCCCGCCAGCCUCACCACCGCUCCCGGCAGCCUAUUCUCGCAGUCGCAGCACACGGCGACCGCCGCGGCGAACGACGCGAAGAACAACAACAACAACAACAAGCGUUCGAUGGAAGCCACCUCCCUGGCGAGCAACACCAACCACCACCCGGCGGCGGCGGCGAACGAGGGCAUGCUGUCCUUCUCGUCGGCGCCGACCGCGCGGCCGUCGGCAGGCACGGGCGCGCCGGCCAAGUCGGAGUCCGACCACUCGGACCUGGACGCGUCCGUGCGCGAGGUGGAGAGCAGCCGCGUCGUGGCGCCGCCGCCGGAGGCGGAGAAGCGGCCGCGGAAGCGCGGGCGGAAGCCCGCGAACGGGCGCGAGGAGCCGCUGAACCACGUGGAGGCGGAGCGGCAGCGGCGGGAGAAGCUGAACCAGCGCUUCUACGCGCUGCGCGCCGUGGUGCCCAACGUGUCCAAGAUGGACAAGGCGUCGCUGCUCGGCGACGCCAUCUCCUACAUCAACGAGCUCCGCGGCAAGCUGACGUCGCUGGAGUCGGACAGGGAGACGCUGCAGGCCCAGGUCGAGGCGCUCAAGAAGGAGCGCGACGCGCGGCCGCACCCGCACCCCGCUGCCGGGCUCGGCGGGCACGACGCCGGCGGGCCGCGCUGCCACGCGGUAGAGAUCGACGCCAAGAUCCUGGGGCUGGAGGCCAUGAUCCGCGUGCAGUGCCACAAGCGCAACCACCCGUCGGCGCGGCUGAUGACGGCGCUCCGCGAGCUCGACCUGGACGUGUACCACGCCAGCGUCUCCGUCGUCAAGGACCUCAUGAUCCAGCAGGUCGCCGUCAAGAUGGCCAGCCGCAUGUACUCGCAGGACCAGCUCAGCGCCGCGCUCUACAGCCGCCUUGCGGAGCCCGGGUCUGUCAUGGGCAGGUAAUCAGGCAGGAGAGCUCAUCAGCUCGCCUGUGCCUGCCGGAUAGGGACGAUACCGAUACACUGCUACCCACCACGGGGACUGUCAUCGCGGUCACCAUGGUUACAAAACACACACACGCACGAUAGGCCUUAGAGAUUCAGGAGGUGGAGGACGGCGGCGACGAUGAUGAUGCUGGUGUUGUUGAAAACUCUAGAAGGAUGGAUGGAUGAUGACACCUAGCUUCCGGCUGCUGUUCAUCAUCCUCUUGUGUUUUUGCUAGUAGCCUGGUAAUUAGCAGGAUUAAGCAGCCGUCAAGCGUCACCCCCGUUGUUGUUAAUUAAGUACCUGUUGUUGUGAGCUGUGACGACGAUGGAUCGACCGAUGUUUUAGCGUUGGUUGAAUCCAAAGCUGUAUAUAGGAUGUAUGUAUUAUUACAGCAGGAAUUCGCUUGCAACUGAAGAGUCCGUUUUUUUUAUUCAAGUACAGCACGUGGUCUUUGUUU